Molecule: messenger RNA, 891 nt
Organism: Gaeumannomyces tritici R3-111a-1
Lineage: Eukaryota; Fungi; Ascomycota; Sordariomycetes; Magnaporthales; Magnaporthaceae
Exons: 4
Coding region: 1-891 (296 amino acids)
Source: RefSeq, a predicted model, not a curated record
AUGGAACCCUUUUUAAAAGGCGGCAACGAAUUCAGGCAUAUGGCUCGCAUCCAGGGCACGACGCGCGCAUGUGGGCGUCGUAGCUUUGGCAAAUCGCAUGCGUUGCUUCCCCGUAUCGUGUCGUCCUAUCGCCACCCUCCUUUCCAGCUGUCUUACUGUCAAAAGCCCAAAAACAAUAAACCUGACCCCCCUGCCCUUACACCUCUCCUCUCUCGCAUCGAUAAGCGGGAGCCGCAGCCGCAGCCUCAGCCUCAGCCCCAGAACCCGACGCUCGAUAGGAACGCCGACCUGGAUGAUAUUUGCCGCAGACCGGGUAACGUCUGUGGCGCCAAGCGCGACGUUGCCCCCGCCGCGGCCGCCCAGCCCCGCGCCAUCCUGACCCCCGAGGAGAAGGCGGAAUGCAGCCAGCCCGGCUUCAGAUGCGUCACCCGCCGCGAGCGCGAGCAGCGCCGCGUCAAGGCCAGCCAGGUGGAGCCGUCUUCGGGGGCUUUGACCAGCCCCGCAUCGUCGGGCCGUCAUCCAGGGCAGCAGUGUGCCUAUGGUGUCAAAUGCUCUGCGUCACCUGUCUCUAAUCGGCCGGAGCCAGGCCCGGGCGCUGGCGUCCUGCUGCGCGAGGUCGUCCCUGGCGGUGUCCGAGUUCGGGGGUCGGGCGACGGACAGCGGGUUGAAGAUUCAGAUGCCGUCGCGGUGCGACCGCCGGACACGCUCCCCCCACUGCGCUGCUCGGCCAACCCUCUAGCUCCUGGCAGGCCAUAUCACAAGCACACGCAGUCAUAUUAUGCAGGUUCCGAGGCUUUUUCGGUGCAGGCGGGGGGCGAGGGUGAACUGGCUGAAGUUUUCACCAUGCUCUCGGGUAAUGCGCGGGGGGGCCGGGGCGGAAACGAGCCCUGA